AUGAGCAGGUACUAUGGCUCAGAGAAGGUGAAAGGGGGAUGCCGGGUGUGUGGUUUGGCGUUGCUGUUGGGGAAAAGAACUUUCAAUCUGAGAACGAAAAGGCUCUCCAACAAGUCUUUCGCGGUUGCUGUUACCGGGCAAGCUUCGCCAGAUGGAACGUUCUUUGAUCCGGAGACGGCCGAGAAGCCUCGGUCGUCAGCUAGGGAGUAUGACAGACUGCCCGUUCGGAUCUGGGACCGCUACGUUACGGCAGAGAAGAACGCUAUCUGGUACACAAGGCUCGAGAAGCAUGGAAAUCGCUAUGGCGUUUCAUCCGUUGGCUUUGUCAACGCUCUCCACGGUACAAGCACCACAGGACCCGUUCUACGGCGGAGACUUCGAUCUCUCGGCAUCGGAAUCCUUUUCACCGCCAUUGACCCGGCCGCUAAUCAUUCCAUCAUUUUGAAAAACGAGCUCUACUACAUCCCUGUUCAGACAUACACCGAACAUCCCGCAUCGCCGCCUCACAAGGUCUCCAUACCAAACUACGACGGCACCGCUUCAUCGCCAACAUUCUCACCGGAUGGCACAUCCGCCGCGUUCCUUCGAACCAAAGAGCCCGGCAGCGACUUCGAUCGACCGCGCAUCUUCCUAAUUCGUGACACCGACGACGUAGAAGACAUCACUGAGAUCACUACUUCCGAAUCCUGGUACUUGCAGCCCCUGUCCCUGACCUUCAGCAGCGACGCCGAAACCCUCUAUGUCACCGCCAAAGAAGGUGGCAGAAGGAAACUCUUCCAGAUCCCCGUCCCUCCCGCCUCCGACGAACAAGCCGGAGAAGAAGCGACGUUGGCCGCCGCUCCAUCACCCCUCACAUCCUGGGGUAGCGUUUCCUCCGUCCACGCCGUCUCCCCCGCUCUUCUCCUCCUCACCUUGUCCAGCCUGACCUCAAACAGCGUCUUCAUCACCGCGCACGAACUCUCCCGCCACACCGACUACAGCUCCUCGCACUUCGCGCAGCGCUACCCUCAAGUCUCCGACAUCCAAAUCCCCGGCGCAGGCCCCUACGACGUCCACGCCUUCGUCGUGAAACCCUCUUCCUUGUCCGCGGACGACAAAAUGCAGAAGGAGAAGAAGAAGAAAAGAUACCCCCUCCUCUUCCGGAUCCACGGCGGACCCCAGGACUCCUUCCUCGACGAACGGAGCACGCGCUGGAACCCGGCCGUCUUCGCCGAGUCGCGGCUACGUCGUCGUCCACCCGAACCCGACCGGCUCCACGGGCUUCGGGCAGGACUCCAUCGACGGCGUCAAAGACGCCUGGACCGCGACCUCGUCCGAUGCUUCAACCACGUCCGGGCGACGCUGGACUACGCGGACACGGACCGCGCCGUCGCCACGGGCUACAGCUACGGCGGAUACACGGUGAACUGGAUCGCGGGCCCGCCGGCGUUCGCGGCGCGGUCCAGAGCGCUCGUCCGCCACGCCCGCAUCUUCGGCCUCACGACCCUGCUCUCGUCGAACGGGUCCGGCCGCCUCGCACCCCGGACCGCCGAGGGGGUGGGCGGACCGGGUCCCCUCGCGGCGCACGGCCGGGUGGACGACGCCGACGCUGGUCAUCCACGGCGAACGGGCCGAUCACGGAGGGCGUGGCGGCGUUGCGGGAGGGGUGGGGUUCGAGGUUUCUGA
Molecule: messenger RNA, 1665 nt
Organism: Letharia lupina
Lineage: Eukaryota; Fungi; Ascomycota; Lecanoromycetes; Lecanorales; Parmeliaceae
Exons: 3
Coding region: 1-1665 (554 amino acids)
Biological process (GO): proteolysis
Molecular function (GO): serine-type endopeptidase activity
Source: RefSeq, a predicted model, not a curated record